UGUGUAGAGAGGAGGAGACGGGAGAGGAGGAGGUGGAGGCAGAUCGAAGAGAAGCAUGAAGAUUAUCCCCAGUAUCUGAGCUAACAGACGGGGAGAGCAUUUCGUCCUCCCUCGCUCGUUCGGGGCCGACUGGAAGCGGAGGGAGGCAGCGGGGCUGAGGACAGGAUGGAGGAGAAGAAGCAGUUUCUUUGUGGGGUGGUGGAAGGUUUCUAUGGGAGGCCUUGGACUAUGGAUCAGAGGAAGGUUCUCUUCCAAUGGAUGCAAAGUUGGGGAUUGAACACCUACUUGUACGGCCCAAAAGAUGACCUCAAACACAGACUGUUGUGGAGAGAAGUCUACUCCCAUGAAGAGGAGGGUCAGUUGCGCACUCUCAUAAAGGAGGCUCAGUCGAGAGGCCUGAGGUUUGUUUACGCCCUCUCUCCUGGUCAGGACAUCGUCUUCUCUUCUUCCUGUGACCUGACACUACUCAAACGCAAGCUAAGACAGGUGUCAGACCUGGGUUGCCAGGCAUUUGCCAUUCUGUUUGAUGACAUCGAUCACUCCAUGUGUCAGGCUGACAGCGAGGCCUUUUCUUCAUUUGCUCAUGCUCAGGUCACUGUAACCAAUGAGAUCUAUCGGUACUUGGGGGAACCACCUGUCUUCCUUUUCUGCCCCACAGAGUACUGUGGUUCUCUGUGUUCUCCCAGUGUAUCGAAGUCUCCCUACCUGCAGACUGUUGGAGAGGACCUGCUGCCCAACAUAACAGUAAUAUGGACAGGCAGUAAAGUAAUCUCCAGGAAACUGUCUGCAGACUGCCUGGCUGAGGUGGAGUCUGUCCUCCAGCGCCCCCCGCUCAUCUGGGACAACCUGCACGCUAAUGACUAUGACUCCAGACGUCUCUUCCUGGGGCCUUUUAAGGGCCGAGAGCCUCAGCUGAGGAGCCACCUGAGAGGCCUGUUACUCAACCCCAACUGCGAGUUCGAAGCCAAUUACAUCCCUUUGCAUUCGCUGGGGAGCUGGUACAGAGCUGGAAAAGAGGAGAGGAAAGAUGAGGAGUGUGAAUACUGUCCUGAUAGAGCUCUGUCUGCUGCACUUCAUGAUUGGAUGGAGGAACUCAACCAACCACUACAAGCAGGUCGUCAGAGCUCACGAGCAGACCAGCGUUCCUCCACUCCAACAACUCGCUGCAAAACACCUGACAGAUCUGACUACUCGUCCACCUUCAGAGGAUCCUCUGCCGUGGCCAAGCUUCCUGUUUUUCCCCUGAACUCAAGUUCACCUCCGUCGUCACCCACGAAGGUCAAGGGUGAGACGGAGGGACGUGAUGGGGAGAGGAGAAGGUCAAACCAGCCUAGUCAACCCAAUCACCAACCUCCAGGUUCCAGGCCUGGUGCACCCUCUGGUGGAGGCCGGGGUCAGAAGGCACAGGGUCUGGGGCUCUGUGGUGGGAAGGGUCUACUAAGUGAGUCCCAGGUGCGGCUGCUGGUUGGGCUUUAUUAUCUACCCCACGAGCAUGGCCCAUCUGCCCAGAAACUGCUGCAGGACUUGACCUGGCUAAAGGCAAACUGCCACCUGGUCAGCGCCAACAGCAAGAAGACAACACCUCAGAAGAUUGAUGAGUGGCGCGGUCGGUCCUCCAGGGUCCUGUCCCUGUGUGAAGACAUAGCACAGCUCCACUGCAGCGUGGUGGGUGGGGCCAAUAGGGCUGUGCUCUAUGACCUUUAUCCUUACGUGUGGGACCUGAGGAACACGGCUCUGCUGGCAAAAGCAUUCAUAUGCUGGCUGGAUGGAAGAGUAUUGAGUGACAGCUCAACUCUGGGCACCUGGAGGAACUGCUUCCACUGGUGUGGGAAGGCCUCAGGGGCAGACGUACUGGGAGUGGAGUCAGAGCCAUGGGCGUUCAAAGGAGGGGUGUCUGGGGAGGUGCAGAUGCUUCUCCCAAUAGGCAGCAGCAGUGAACUCUUCACUCAUCCUCCUCCGCUCUUCCCUACCUCUCGUCUCUAUAACAUCAGGCCCUACCACAGCAAGGACAAGUUGGAGUUGUAUCGCAUGGUGCGCCAGCUCCACCUGAGGACUCAGGGCGGCCAAGAGUCCAGCAUUGCUCACCCAGAUGUCAUAGGAGACAGAUGCCUCGGACCGUGCCUGGCGUUGUGCCCAGAGUACUGUUUCAUCCUGGAGGAUGAGCUGGGUGUGUGCGGCUGCGUGUUGGGCAUCCUGGAUGUUCGCUCGUUUGCCAAGCGGUGCCAGGCCAGCUGGAUGCCUGCCAUGAGGGACAAAUACCCGCCCAAAGGGGGCAACACACACCCCAACACACAGGACCUGAUCCAGCUGAUGGAGGAGGACCAAGGAGAGUAUCCAGACUCUCUUCUCUAUCACUUCCCCUCUCAGCUGCGACUGGACGCGCUGCCUGAGCUGGUGGACAUCAGCGUCAGCCGCACUCUACUCACCGCCCUGCUCACUGCACUUAAGGCAAAUGGUUCUCAGGGUGUGUUCUGCGAGGUGCAGCCGACAGACCGUCAGAGGCUGGAGUUUUUGACAAAACUGGGCUUCCUGGAGAUCCUCAGAGGAGAAGCCAGGAGCAGAGAGGGAGUGGUGCUGGGGAGGCUGCUCUGAAAAAUAAACACACACACACACACAUUCACACACAUACACACCUCCAGACACACAUUAAGCACUUGCACCCAUACAGUAGAUACACAGAGGCACUUGCACACACAGAAAGAUGUUAGAAACACAGUAUGUACAGUACAGUGUGGAGAUGGCUAAGCUUUGCAAAGAAGCAGGAUCCGUAUUUUCUCUACCAAGAGAGAAAACCUCCUUUAAGGGACAAUCCUGGAUUCCUUUCAGUCUGUGUGGCAGCAGUAAUGGGGAUGAAACCAGAGAUUUCUGAAGGAUUUACAAAAUAUAAUAUAAGCUUUGAGUUUAAACCUUCAGCAGAGCCACGCUAAUCUUUUUCGGAUUCCACCCCUGGCUACGGAUUACAAGAGUUAGUCACAAGUUACAAGGAAAUCAACAACAGAAUAGUCUGAGAUUGGAGCAGAGCAGUAGAUCACAGUAGCUACGUGGCACACGUGUCAAUUUAAUUAAUAUUUCUGUAUUUUAUAUCAACUAUGGGUUACGUGACUUAUUGUAUGCAAAAGGAGUCAUUGAGAGUGAUCAUCCAACUCUGGGAUGCCUCCUGGCAACAAUUUAGCAUCUUUCAGCUCAUUGUUUUGUUUUGUUGUUUUUCCGACCCACUCUUCAAAGCUUCAUAUUUUUGUACAGACAUAAGAGUGGUAUUGAUUUUCUCAUGUAACUGGUUUAAGAAAGCAAAUAAUUGUAUUUCACAGAAUUUCAAACUAUACCUUUAAGCUGACAGAGACUAAUUCUCUUGAUUUAAGGCAUGAUGUGAUUUUGCCAAGUAGGUCAUGCUCCUGGAUCAACACCCCACAUUGCGUUCCUGGACCAACACCACGAUCAACGAAUCACAGCCC
Messenger RNA from Epinephelus lanceolatus (giant grouper), 3452 nucleotides. RefSeq names its product protein O-GlcNAcase. Gene Ontology annotation, molecular function: beta-N-acetylglucosaminidase activity. The record is from RefSeq and is a predicted model, not a curated record. Gene Ontology annotation, biological process: glycoprotein metabolic process. NCBI's taxonomy places the organism in Eukaryota, Metazoa, Chordata, Actinopteri, Perciformes, Serranidae.